AGACCCAGUUUUUUCUUGAAAGUGGUUUUUCUUUGCUAUUUAUUCUAAAAAGUUCACAAGUUUGUCCCCUGGCCUUAGGCCUCUAGAGACGAGUAGUUUUCUGUUUCACUACUUUCAUCCACGACAAUAUCAGACGUCACUCCCCCUAGAACUUCCAACAUCUUCGUUUUCACAAGCGCUUCCGAAAAAUCAUGGGCAACUGCUUUUCAAUUGUUUCGCAGGACCAGAUCCUGGCCGUGGAGAAUUGCGGUAAGUUCACGGGCACCAAGAUGGCGGGGUGCCAAUUUUUGGGCUGCGACAUCGGGGGCUGCUGCAUCAACACGCGCACGCUCUCUAUGCGCAUCAAGGAGAACAAGUUCCGCUGCGAAACCAAGACCGCGGACAACGUGUUUGUGACCGUGCAAGUCGCGGUGCAGGUGCAGAUCAUGCAGUCGCGCGCCGAGGACGCGUUCUACAAGUUGUCGGCGCCCGAGGGGCAGAUCGAGAGCUACGUGACCAACGUGAUCCGGUCCCAGGUGCCGCUUUUGGAGUUGGACUCGGUCUUCGAGAAGAAGGACUCCAUCGCGGAGGCGGUCAAGAAGGACUUAACGGAGCAGAUGAACGCCUUCGGGUACAGCAUUUUGAACGUCCUGGUGGUGGACGUGGAUCCGGAGAGCAGCGUGAAGGACGCAAUGAACAAGAUCAACGCGGCCAAGCGGCUCCGGGUCGCGGCCACGGACGAGGCGGAGGCGCAAAAGGUCCGCAUGGUGAAGGCCGCCGAGGCGGAGGCGGACUCCCAGGAGUUGCAGGGGCAGGGCAUCGCGCGCCAGCGGUCCGCCAUCGUGGAGGGGCUGCGGGCGUCCAUCGGCAGUGGGAAGGACGCAGACCGCGUGGCCGAGAUGCUGCUCAUUACGCAGUACUUUGAAACCAUGCAGAAGGUCGCCAACGGCCGGAGCACCACGGUCUUUGUGCCCUCGGGCGUCGAGGGCGUCACCAACACCGCGGCCGCCAUCCGCCAGGGCGUCUUGGAGAGUAACUACGGAACACUCACAGCGCCUUUGCCAAGAGGGAUGGAACCGUGAGAAGAAGUUUGAGUAGUUUACUUCUUGCGUCCAACAAUAACAUCGAAGAGCGCGUCAAAAUUCCAGAGCACUUCUUGUCCCCCACCAUGCUAGAAAGAUGAUGCGGAUGGUUGUUGCAAGCCUGUUGGAUGCACAACGUUGCGUGCUUCGCAUGUAGUUAUCACAGAAUGUCAAUGUCUUGUGUUGGCUUGUGAGUAUGUGGAAAUCACAUCCGGUCCGUAGAAGUAGAGAUGCUUUUGAAAUACAACCCCGCACUCCAUCAAAUUUGCAGAUCGACGACAUUUUCUUCCAAAUUAAUCCAAGAAAACAUUAACGUAUAGAAACAUAGGUUUUUCCCAUAUCAUCUCUCUAGUUAGUUUUAGUUUGAGUUUGACAUCUACCAUACAUAGUUUUCAGAAAAUUUAGAGCCCCAAACGCCCGAUAUCUUGACGCAUAAGUACAUACAUGGACAACUGCUUUGACAAAAUUCCAAAAAGACCGACAUGUCCGUAACGUGGUACUGCCUGGCAGGCGUUGCUGUCUUGACGUGGUAAACUGUUUCUCAACACGACAGUGUGGAAAGUUUAUGACAUUCUGAAGAUUAUCUUUCUGGAGUUGUGAGUUGAGAAAGACAAGUGCAGUGUUGUAGACAGCUACAGCAGGUGGAAACAUUGAGGAGCAUCAGAGUGAG
This is a messenger RNA of Amoebophrya sp. A120, 1731 nucleotides long. Lineage: Eukaryota; Dinophyceae; Syndiniales; Amoebophryaceae. The record is from the annotation of a GenBank genome assembly.